GCAGGUUUCUGACUAACCUCCUAGGAAGGGGAAGAUGGAAACUAAGUAAUUGUAGGAUACUGAAGUUUUAACUUGCAGGCUAGCCUUGAAACAGAGCGCUCUCUUUAUGGAGAUCUUUUUGUAGUUGCUUAUUAAUGUGCACAAAAUACCUGUCUGCACUGAAACUUCUUGGUCACUGAAGGAGAUGUUCUAGGAAAGCUUCACUAGCUAUUUGUCAAAGGCACCCUUAUACUAAAAGGUCGAAACAUUUGCAUUGGCUUCUUGUCUGCUUGACUGAUUCAACAAGGAUUUUCUGGAACUUCACAUACGACGUACUGAGAGAUUGGAUUUGCUUCCUGUACUCACGUAAAGUCUUGAAAGAGUGGUGGAAACAAGGAACUCAGUUUUGAGGGCACACUCAGAUAAUCAGGAAGCGGGAACUGAGAUGAGAGGUGUCUACAGUCGUCCUCUUAACAUUGACAGCGCUUCUUAUUUCUCCCCCAUGGCCUUUUUGAUGUCACUCUCCAGUAGAAACCUUGAAUAAUUAUAUUGCAUUGCUAACUAUCUAUUAUAAAGGAAGCCAUAAUGAAUUUAAGUUGUAGCAGUCAUAGCUCAAAGUGAAAUCUCAGAGGAGGGAGAUAUUGGAAGUGGCCCAUGUACACUUUCCCCUCCAGCAGUAGUAACGCUUGGUACCUGUCAGGUGCUUCUGCUCCUUUCCUAUUUAUGUGAGAGUCAAACACGCACGCACACUAAGUGCCCAUGGGUGAAACAGUCUGUAACUCGAGUGUUCACAGGUGUCAUUGUGCACCUGCCGUAUGCCCCGGCUACACACGGCUGCAUGCAUCUGGGCUGCUAAUCAUCAAACAAGAGCAUGGCAUGCUGGUAGCUGUAGUUUCUUCUUGUCUUUUGGUUAUACCAAUGCAUGAAGGGGAGGGCUGUUGCAGUUUGUUGCAUCAGCCAACAGGAUGCCAUCAGCUUAUAUGAAGUUGUUAAUGUGUCCUUCUCCUUGGUGAAGGAGAAUACAAAUACUAACCGAGUAUAUAAGGCACACUGCCCAGAUGUCAAACUGUUGGAUAGGCCUCAUAUUCAUCUCUGCAUCGUAGUCUUGUAAGAAAGAAUAAGGCCUUAGCCAAAAAAACCAGCAUGUAGCAUUUGUUUCUGACUUUUCAAUUUAGAGUAAAGAGGAGACAAAUGCAUAUGAAUUAAGGCAAAUAGUAUAAAGAUGGAUGUUGCAAGAGGCAAAGCAAAAAGCCAUGUGCCUAAGAUGCUUGUUUUCACUUGUGAACAGCCUGUGAGUAAGCUUAAAGCAGUGAGGUAUAUCUGUUUUUUCAAUGGAUUACUUGGUUGAGGGGGAAUCAGUCAUCUGUAGGUUUCUGACCUAGACCAAAGGUUAUUUCCUUAUGGUGGCUAUUUUGUAUGAAAUUAGGUAGCAGCCUCCUUGAGUUAAGCAUGACUUGUGGGAUGCACUGACCCGGAUAACUGGUACUAAACUGGGAGCUGUGUUGGCAUUGCAACUUACAGGACUUAAGAAAUUGAAUGAGUUUGGUGGAAUUAAGUUUAAAAGAUUUCCUUCCUGUUCAGGUCAGUUGAUGGCAACUAACAUGAGGGUAUAAAGUCAUUUUUGUAAAUCAAAUGAUAGCUGUAGUUCUAGAUCUGUCUUGACCCUUAGCAAGUAUGAUUCUAAAAGGAACGCUGUCCUAAGCCUCAGCAGAUGUCAGGUAAUCAUCAAAAAAAGUAUUCCCCAGUGGUUCCCUGCAAAAAUGAGGAGAUGAUGGCCAUCAGAUGACAGGCCAUAGACAUGUCAGGAGCUGAAUUCCAGGGUCACUCUUUCACCCUGGAAUUACAGAUCCCUGGCAUGAAACCUCACCUGAUGCUUUCUGCUUUAUUUUAGGCUCUGAUGAGUCAACUGUUGCUAGCAUUUGGAGCUUGAGAGAUGAGAGUAUGAAUCUCCAGACUUUUCAUGGAUGUUCCAGAUUGCCAUAUGCAAUGGACACUGAUCUCAGUUCCCAGGAUAGGAAGGACCUGGACAAGUUCAUCAAAUUUUUUGCUCUGAAGACGGUACAAGUAAUUGUCCAGGCCCGACUUGGAGAGAAAAUCUGUACCCGAUCAUCAUCAUCUCCAACAGGUUCUGACUGGUUCAAUUUGGCAAUCAAAGACAUACCAGAGGUUACUCAUGAAGCAAAGAAGGCCUUGGCAGGACAGCUACCUGCUGUUGGACGUUCCAUGUGCGUGGAGAUUUCUCUCAAAACCUCAGAGGGGGAUUCUAUGGAGCUGGAAAUUUGGUGUCUAGAAAUGAAUGAAAAGUGUGACAAAGAAAUCAAAGUUUCAUACACCGUGUACAACAGGCUGUCUCUACUACUGAAGUCUUUACUUGCGAUAACCAGGGUAACUCCAGCGUACAGACUCUCAAGAAAACAAGGCCACGAAUAUGUAAUAUUGUACAGGAUAUAUUUUGGUGAAGUGCAGCUGAGUGGCUUGGGAGAAGGUUUCCAGACAGUCCGUGUUGGGACAGUGGGUACUCCAGUGGGCACCAUCACUUUGUCUUGUGCCUACAGAAUCAACCUUGCCUUCAUGUCAACCAGGCAGUUUGAGAGGACCCCUCCUAUUAUGGGGAUUAUCAUUGAUCACUUUGUGGACCGUCCCUAUCCCAGCUCUUCGCCCAUGCAUCCCUGCAAUUACAGAGCUGGUGAGGACAAUGGUGCAGUGUACCCAUCAGUGGAAGAUUCCCAAGAAGUUUGUACCACAUCUUUCUCCACCUCUCCUCCAUCUCAGUGUGUUUUUACUGUUACAAAGGCACAUUUUCAGACCCCUCCUCCUGUGGUGACGGACACCUUGAAGGUCCCAGUGAUGGGACUGGCCUUUUCACAUCAACUUUCCAGCUCUCGUCUUUCCUAUCAGCCUGCUACCUUGGCAGUUGGAUCAGCUGACAUGGGGUAUCCUGUACUCUUUGCUGGUGGCUUGAAUGCUGCACACCCUCACCAGUUGACUGGUCCAGGAAAAGAGGGGGGGGUGCCCCCGGUUCCUAGCCAGCCAGCACAUGGCACUCAAGCUGACCAAGAGAGGAUAUGUACCCCCCUGGAUGGAGCCCACUACUCAGCAGUUACUCCUUCUAGUAGUGAGGACACAGAAACAGUAUCAAACAGCAGCGAAGGGAAGUGUGGCUCCCCACAUGACCUUCUGGAGACCAUCUUUAUCCGGAAGGUGGGAGCUUUUGUCAACAAACCCAUUAAUCAGGUGACCAUGGCCAACUUAGACAUUCCUUUUGCCAUGUUUGCUCCCAAGAAUGUUGAGCUUGAAGAUAACGACCCCAUGGUGAAUCCUCCCGACUCCCCAGAGACUGAAUCUCCUCUGCAAGGCAGCUUACACUCGGAGGGCUCCAGUGGCAGCAGCACAGGGAACACCCACGAUGACUUUGUUAUGAUUGACUUUAAACCAGCAUUUUCAAAAGACGACAUUCUUCCAAUGGACCUGGGGACAUUUUACCGUGAGUUUCAGAACCCACCUCAACUCAGCAGCCUCUCAAUUGACAUUGGAGCUCAGUCCAUGGCAGAGGAUUUGGACUCCUUACCAGAGAAGCUGGCAGUCCAUGAGAAAAAUGUCAAAGAGUUUGAUGCCUUUGUAGAAACCUUGCAGUGAAGCUGUUUUCCAAGUUUGCUGCAACAGCUCUUCCUCCUCAAGGCAUCCUGGAGAAUGACGUCAACAAAUAUCUCUGUCUUUUACCGCCACUCCACCUUUUGUCUCAUUUGACUCUUUCCUUCCAUUAAGUGAGCUUUGUUUGAUCGCUGUCUGUCUUCAGCAGCACAUACAGCUCAUCUGCCAGUUUUCCUCAGCUACACCGCUGCAUAGAUCUGGACCGCUUUUCCUGUUCACAUUCAGUUUUGAAUUUGUGACUGUAAUGGGGACACAGGAAGUCAAACUCCAAUGUAUGAAACUCAUUUUCUCUUCAGUCUCUGUUCUGUGUGGAGGGGCUUUGUGAAAAGCUGCCAUAUGCUUCCUCUACAGGUCCUACCGUGUAAUUUCCCCAGAUACAGCUUCUUGCUAAUAGACUGUUUUUCCUACAGUCUUCAGUCCUGUUUGUUAGAGCCAUAGAAAGCUUUGGCCUGUUUCCAAGGUCUGUGAGUUCAGCAGAUUCAACAGCUUCAAGUCCAGGACAUCCAUUCCACAGAAUGAGGCAUUUCAUCCUGACUUCAGCGUGAGUGCCUGGAGCACAGCGAGAGACACUGGGACCUGUAUAAUACAAGUUACCUUUGUUUUUUGCUUCCAAGGAACUGGGUCUCUACAUGGUCUUUUUCUGUGAGGCCUUCUGUUAUGUUUGUCUGAUAAGCAAGAGUGAAACUACAGAAGCACUUUCCAUGUUUCCUUUCCACCCUUUCCUGAGUGUACUGAAACUCUGCCAUGCUGAGUUGACCAGUGUUGACUUUGUUGGCAGUUCUACAAGUAGCAGCUGGGAUAAUGCUGAAUUCAUAGUCUCCGCUUUUGAAAUGCAACUGUAAAUAUUAGGAAUCCUAUUUCUGUAGGGUUGUGUAAUUAGGAGUCUUAGUCCAAGAUUCUUUCCUCUAACCCUUGCAAACUUUGCUGCUUUAUGGUUAAUAGAUGAUCUUAAGAAUCAAGAAAUAUUUAUUGCUUUUAAAGAAACCUAUAUUUAAAAGAAAGAUGUUCUGUUUUCAUGUAGUAGUGCAGGUCAUUUUGCCCUGGAUCACUGCAGACAGCAAGCGUGCCAUGGAAUCCUGUCCAGUGGGAAUGGUCUCCCUUUGCCAGAAAAAAUCCAGGAUGUUUAUAUUCUGAGACAAACUUGAUGAUUGAUUUAAUAUAAUACUCUGCUUUGGGGACUGUGUUUCCAUUACAUCCAGUCAGGGCCCAUUGAUAUAAUGAAAUGCACACAUCAGUAUAGUGGAGUGGCAGGGACUUAGCAAAAAAGCUGUAUUCUGAUAGGCAUGGAUGAAUCCGCUCUGUUCUUCAGCCAUUCAGAAGGCAGCUUCUUCUCAGAAGCACAUUUUUGGGGAGGCUUAUGGUACUUUUUAAUCAGCUGGCUUUCGAUUAGCUGAGAGUUUAUUUUUGUAAUGAGCUGGCUAUUAGCAGUGUGACUGGCUGGCAGUGCUCUAUGGUUGCUUUGGCUGUUGUCUCCUUUGCCUGAUGUGAGGAAGGGAGGAGAAAUAGUGACACUAAACAGAAACUUAGAUAAGGUAGGUCUUUUUGUGGUUCUCUCCCCACCUCUCAUAUGUAACUAGAGUGAGCAACUGCAAGACCUCCUUAUGGUCUUAAAACACUACUUUUUUUUUUUUUUUUUUUCCCUUCUUUCCCCAGAGGUGGGAUUGGGCUUCCUCUGUACUGAGGAACCAUCUUAAUUUCCUUAGACUGGUGGAGUAAUGAGCCUUCUAAUUACUGAAAUGUGGUUUCUUCUUCAAUGUAGUGUAUUCCUUAUUGAAAGAGAUUGCUAUCAGAUGACAGUAGGCUGUGGGAAUCUCUAGGCUACUAUCUCUGUGCUGCUGCUGGAGCAAGGAACUGAGUUCAGGAGGUAGCUUAUUGUAAAUCAAGAGCAAUACCAUGCUUUGAACUUUACCAGCUUUCUUGUUGAGUGAUGUGUUUUGGUGGGAGGUCACGUGUGCUCUAAAACGCCAGGUGAGCGCUUCAUUGAAGGAGAGUUACCCACCAGAACCUUUCUAGUUUCGUCAACGAAUCCAACUUUUCAGCAACAUCAUAUACAGAAGUUCCUUACUCUUUGCAAAGAAGCACAGACAUUAGAAAAGGCUUUCUAGAGAAACAGCUCGCAAGAGGGCUUUGGUUACACGGCAUUUAACAAAUAUUUGAUCCCAACAGCCAGAGCCACUUUCUUGUACAGGUGCAAAAUGUAUCAAAAGGGUCCAGGAUCACAAGCAGUUAGUGGAUCCCCUGGCUCUCCAUUCUGCUCAGGAAGUCGGUCUUUGCCACCUUGUAGGAAGUAGCUCACAGACAGGUAGUGGGCUGUCACCUUUCCCUUAACUUACAGGUUGUGCUUGGGAAAGUGCUAUUAUCUGAGCUGCCAAGCAGCAGAGACUGAGUAAAGUGCUGGUUCACACUGUAUUCACAGGGAAGACUGGAAUAGGUGGAGCUUCACCUGGCCAGUGCUGCUACUGUCCUGUUGCUACACUGAAAAGCUGUGGAGCUGAUAGAAAGCAUGCAAUUCUUGCUAAUGCUAUCCAGACGGGCCCCAGAGCCAAAUACUCAUGCUCAUUUGUUGAUGUUGUUCCUAACGUGGCUACAGCUCCCACAUCUCACAAGUAAGACUUUCAGUGUGGCAGGUUUUUUUCUGCUUGAAAGGCUAGAAAUUUGUCCAUGUGAGCUGCUAGGGUUGAGCUGGGUGGUCACAGCAAUAAAGAUCUUCUUUAUGGCUGAGGUAUGUGCCUGUUUUCUGGACAUUCCUCAGCUUUAACACCUAGUUUCUACAUCUAGACUCCCAGAUCUCCAAUCACUGCAUUAAUGUUCUGCUUCAGGAAGGAUCUAGCUGCUGCUGUGGCCUGCCACAGAUUGUGUUAUGAGGGCUGUUUAUUUUAGCAGCUGUCCUCAGUUCUAUAUUAAGGACAGUAUGUAGCUGCUGAUUUACAGAUGCUUUGGGUGAAGGGGAAGGGUCCUAAAUUGCAUUGUUUUGGAAGUAGUCUCCAAUGUACUUCAAGUAUUCAAAGAGUUUCCAAUAAAACUUUUAUGUAAGCAAUGGA
Molecule: messenger RNA, 6671 nt
Organism: Struthio camelus australis
Lineage: Eukaryota; Metazoa; Chordata; Aves; Struthioniformes; Struthionidae
Gene: ATG13
Product: autophagy related 13
Biological process (GO): mitophagy; piecemeal microautophagy of the nucleus; autophagosome assembly
Cellular component (GO): phagophore assembly site; cytosol; Atg1/ULK1 kinase complex
Source: RefSeq, a predicted model, not a curated record